UGUAGUCAUUAUCCACUUCCUGGUUUAGAGCCGGACGGGUAGUAGAGGAGCAGUUAGUAUUUACCAAAGGGCGCGUGUUGCAGCGUGCAGUUGUGUGUGUGUGUGUGUGUGUGUCAACGUACGCCUCACAUGGAGUGUAAUUAAACUCUGCAAGAAACUAAAGAAAAAGAGAGGGGGGGAGGAGGACGAGGAGGAGAGGAAACAGAGUGUGAAGAAGAAGAGGAAGAAGAGGAAGAGAGGAAGGAAGAAGACAGAGGAAGGAAAACAAGAAGCAACUAAGAAGAGUGUCACAGAAACACUGGACUACUACUGAUACUACUGCUGCUGAGUGGGAGAUGUGGAGAGAAAUGUUGGGACGGAUUAUCUCCCUCAGGACUCGACACUAAUCUCUCUCUCUCCACACACACACACACACACACACACACACACACACACACCUUGUGUGUCUUGUAAAAGACCUUUGGCAUGUGGAUUAUUGACUUUGUAGCCUCUGCAGGGUAGCCAUAUUUGAAGUCCUAGAGCAGUUUAAGCGUUCAUUGUAGUUAAAUUACUGAGCGUAACACUUAGUUUGAGUUGUACCUUCAUAAUGCUACUUUGUUUAGACAUGAAACUUUAAUGUUUGUAGUGCUGUUGUUGCUGCAGCUGGAGCAGAAUACAUUUCAUUGAGCAGGUUUCAUUGUAAUACUGUGUGUAUAGUACAUGUAGUAGUUUGGAGUAGCUUUUGGAACAGUCCUGAGAUCCAGGAGUUCUUUAAAUGUAGUGAUUUUAAUAUAGUACCCUGGUGUGCUCCCUUUGGUUCUUUGAGCAUAAACACAAUCAGUCUUUGUCUCAUGGUUCUAGGUUGUAUUUCCUCCUAUGAGAACUUAAUGACGUGACUGCGGUGAAGCAGCUGGGGCUCGAGAGUGGGGAUAUUUUUUAUGGAAGAUUGCAUCUGCAGCUUGGUGAUUUCGUAGAUAGCCUUAUGAACUUCCUUGGGGAAUAUUUGGAAUACUUAAAGUAACGUUUGGAGUCCUCCUCUAGGAUUUUUGGGACUUUUCAUUCCAAGACUUAUUACAAAUUUAGCAAGAAUUACAGGAGUUGUUGCCAAAAUGUGCCAAGGGUUAGGGUAAGGAAGUGAACAAGUUGCCUGUGAUGGAUUCUGAGCCGGGAGCAGACACUGAACAAAAAAUGGAAGAGACAGAAAUCGAAGGAGAAAUCUUGCUAAAUGUAACAGGUGAUAGAGAAUUCAGCUCCGCGUCCUCCUCCUCCAAUUCCUCUCUACCCUCCUCCAACGUCCCGACAUUCUUCUCCUCGCACCCUCCGACAUGCGUGGAAGAAGAGAAGGACGCGCUGACCGGCUGCUCCAAGUCUUUAAGCGGACUCAAGCUCUUCUCCAGGAGCAUCUCUAAAGGAAGAUUGGAGAGAAGAGGAGCUGGACUACCACCAUCAUGUGAUAUCUGACCUUUAACCUCUAGCUUGGUGUCAGAGCAGACACACUGCUAUGUUCUUUACCCAAGUAUAUCAUUUUUAGUACCUUCCAUAUUGCACUGCACUCCCGAGACAUGAUGGAUUACUUCUUCCAACGCCAUUUCUGCCGUCGCCAAAAAAGACCGAAGCAUCCGGCUGCGGUGCGUCAGCCAGGUCCCGCUCUUCAGACCAGUAAAGCCAGGAGGCGCUCUAGUGCUGGUCUGCCCUCUGCAGCGUUAGUGCAGUCCAGACGCUCCUCUAUUGGUUUACCUCCAGUUUGUACUGACCAGCGCAGGCGCCCCAGUGUUGGCUUACUGGUGGCCAGUGGACAGAGGCGGCAGUCCAUUAUAGAGGGAGGAUUAACAAGUGAAGAAUCUAGAAGAGGAGCUGACGCCUUCAUCAAGAGAGGAAGAAGGGGAUUUAAGUAUAAACCUCAGCAUGCUCGCGGCGGUUCUGGCACAGCCCCCUACGUGCAUCGUGGGAUGGCGAUGCGAAAUCGGCGUCCUCCUAAAGUAACAUCUAUAGAAUCCCACUUACUAGGAUCCUCCAUGUUACUCGCGAGUGUAGUCCAGAUGGGCGUGAAGGAGAAGAAAGAGGAGGAGCUAGACGCCUCGCCAUGUUCCUGUUCGGAGUCCGACGGAGAGGAAGGGAGCGAUGAAGACGUGGAGAACAGAACUGGAGGAAUAACAGCUCAGGUGCACUUAACCCAGGCAGUCAAUAUGGAAAACGUUACACCCCGCUCUUUACUCCGCCCUCCUCGCUGUCUGAGGCGAAACUCCUCCCACCUCCUCCCAGCGGACACUGUGUUUGGGAACAGCGAAGCAGGUUAUGGAGUUCAUGGUCGAUAUAAUCCACGAAGGUCAAGUCAAGCUCGCAGGGCUUUUACGAAACAGAUCCAGACUUCCACGACCAGCCCCAGUCUGGGUCAGCUGGGCUCAGCAGGUCUGAGCUCCGAGCGUGGGGCUCCCGCUCAAACAGAUGUGGCCUCCUCGGAGUCUACGCUCCAUAAAAGCUGCUCUUCACCACUGGGGGGACCAGAGGGAACCAUAUACUAUGAUCCUUAUCUGGAAACAUGGGAGAACUUCCUGUCGAAAGCCAUAGCCAAGUCCGGCCUGCACGAUCUGCCCUGUCAGCCCAGUACGUCAUUCCUGCACCGGACCGACCCCGAAGCAAAUAUCCGCAGCACUUUGGACUGGACUGACUCGGCUCUGUAUGGAGAUCAUAUCUGGUUUGAGACUAACGUGUCUGGAGACUACUGUUACGUGGGAGAACAACACUGUAUUGCCAGAGCACUGCAAAAGUCUGUCAGUCGAAGGAAGUGUGCUGCCUGUAAGAUCGUUGCCCACACCAUCUGUAUAGAACAACUGGAGAAGUUCCCCAGCUCUAGAGCCAUUCUGUUGGACGCCACCCUGCCCCUCAAUGACCCCGACUUUAGAAUUAAUUUCAGGUGUAAACCGUCUUUCAGAGAAUCCGGCUCUAGGAACAUCCGAGAGCCCAUCGUGGUGCGUCAUCACUGGGUGCAUCGGAGACGGCAAGAAGGCAAAUGUAAACAGUGUCUGAAGGGCUUCCAGCAGAAGUUUGCUUUCCACAGUAAAGAGAUUGUGGCCAUCAGCUGCUCCUGGUGCAAACAGGCUUACCACAACAAGGUGUCCUGCUUCAUGCUGCAGCAAAUUGAGGAGGCUUGUCCAAUAGGAGCUCACGCUGCCCUUAUAGUCCCCCCCACAUGGAUAAUUCGAGUCCGACGCAAUCAGUCAUCUAUGAAGUCGAGUAAGAAGAAGAAGAGGACAUCAUUCAAGAGGAAAAGCAGCAAGAAAGGAGCAGAGGAUGGACGACAGUGGAAGCCGUUUUUAAUCCGACCCAUCCCUUCGCCUCUGAUGAAACCGCUGCUGGUGUUUGUCAACCCCAAGAGUGGAGGAAACCAGGGCAACAAGAUCCUGCAGUCCUUCAUGUGGUACCUGAACCCCAGACAGGUAUUUGACCUGAGCCAUGGAGGACCAAAGGAGGGCCUGGAGCUGUAUCGUAAAGUCCAUAACCUGAGGAUCCUGGCUUGUGGAGGAGACGGCACUGUGGGCUGGAUCCUGUCUUGUCUUGAUGAACUGGCAUUAAAUCCUCAACCUCCCGUUGCCGUGUUACCACUUGGGACAGGAAAUGAUCUCGCCAGGACCCUCAACUGGGGAGGGGGCUAUACAGAUGAACCUCUGUCUAAGAUCCUGUCCCAUGUUGAGGACGGAGCUGUUGUCCAGCUAGACAGAUGGAAUCUACAGGUUGAACCAAACCCCAUCGCAGGGGCUGAACUGGACGAACAGCAAGCUGAUAAGCUUCCUCUAGAUGUUUUCAACAAUUACUUCAGUCUUGGAUUUGAUGCCCAUGUGACUCUUGAGUUCCACGAGUCCAGAGAGGCCAACCCAGAGAAGUUUAACAGUCGUUUUAGGAAUAAGAUGUUCUAUGCUGGGACAGCAUUCUCAGAUUUCCUGAUGGGAAGCUCCAAAGACCUGUCGAAGCAUAUCAAAGUGGUGUGUGACGGGACAGACAUAACAUCGAAGGUUCAGGACAUGAAACUGCAGUGUCUGGUCUUCCUCAACAUCCCCAGAUACUGUGCAGGCACCACACCGUGGGGGAACCCCAGUGAUCAUCACGACUUUGAACCUCAACGCCAUGAUGACGGAUACAUCGAGGUCAUUGGAUUCACUAUGACUUCACUGGCUACUCUCCAGGUCGGAGGUCAUGGCGAGAGGUUGAACCAGUGCAGAGAAGUCACCCUCACCACUACUAAACCUCUUCCAGUACAGGUGGAUGGUGAACCGUGCAGACUGGCUCCCUCUGUCAUCCAAAUCAGCCUCAGGAACCAGGCGAACCUGGUUCAGAAAACCAAACGACGGACCUCGCUGCCACACCUCAAUGAUCAGCAGCCGGUCCCAGAGAGGCUGAGGAUCAGAGUCAGCAGGAUCAGUAUGACCGACUACGAGGCUCUGCACUAUGACAAGGACAAACUACGGCAAGCAUCCAUUCCUCUGGGACUGAUCGUGGUUUCUGGUGACAGCGACUUAGAAACCUGCAGAGAACACAUCCAGCGUUUGCAGGAGGAGGAAGCAGCCAAGAGUCUUUCCUCGCAGAGAUUAUCUCCAAAGUGGUGUUUCCUGGACUCUACGACGGCAGAUCGUUUCUACAGGAUAGACCGAGCACAGGAACAUCUCAACUACGUAUCAGAAAUCUCCCAAGAAGAGAUCUUCAUCCUGGACCCUGAACUGGUUGUCAUGACGACGGUGGGGACCUCCCCCUCGACCAUGCCUGACCUGGUUAACCCCGCCUCCAGCCUGGUGAACAGCAGUGAAAGCCCCUGUGAUCAGACCUCCAACCAAGUCAUUGUCUACCCUCUCGCUCCUCCCUCCCCUUCACUUUCAUCCUCUGAUCCCAGUUCUUCCCAGAGGCAGCGGAUAAACAGUGACAGCUCUGCCGUUGAUGCUUUAACACACAACACAACACCUGUGGCCAGCAAACUCAGCAGGGCGGGUUGCAUCCACCGUUCCAACACCACUGCUGCGGAUUUUAAACCAAAACUGAGACAGGAAAAGAGCCAAAAGACAAGUGAAACGGAGGGGGAGCAAGAAAAAGAUAUGCUAGAGAUGUUGAUCGAGUGUGUGAAGAACAAGGACGAGAAGAAGCUGCAGGAGCUGCACCUGAAGGGGGCGGACCUCACCGCGCUGGACUCAUCGGGCUGCAGUUUGCUGCACCAUGCUGUCGAUACAGGAAGCAAAGAGAUGGUCCGCUACAUCCUUGACAAUGCUCCAAGUGACCUGCUUGAUGUCACAGAAAACCUCCACGGGGAGACGGUUCUUCAUCGAGCUGCAUCUCUGUGUCACAGAACCAUCUGUCAUUAUCUGGUAGAAGCAGGAGCCUCACUGAUGAAAACAGACCUACAGGGGGAGACUCCGAAGAACAGGGCUGAGAAGGCUCAGGACUCUGAACUGGCGGCCUAUCUGGAGAACAGACAGCAUUACCAGAUGAUUCAGAGAGAGGACCAGGAAACGGCUGUCUGAAACUGUGCAACUCUUUACGAGCAGGACGUGGAUGAAGACGCUGAUGUCUCCUUCCUCAUCCUCGGGACACUGACAGCAGCUCCUUGAGAGGCCUGAGUGACGGGACGACUGGUACACAGAUUCCAGUUUGUGCUUUCAAGGAAUGACACGUGUCAGCAGACUGAGAGUGAAGCUGUGCCAAAAUCUGAUCGCAACAUGUAUUUAAUAAUGAUUAUGGCAGUGAUGAUGGAAACAGUGAUGGAAACAGUGAUGUGGUACACAGGCGGUUGAAGCUUAUGUUAAUGUGGGUGAAGAUGCACAUGAGGUCGUCCCUUUUCAUUUUGAGUAGCUCAGAAACAGCGUUGGGAUGAUCAGAGUCCUGUUUCUGACGUUGAAUAAGACUUCUUCAAAACUUUUUUCUAUCAAACAAAUACGAAGGACUCUAAACUAUAAAGUGAUCAUCCACCAUAAAUUAGUGAUGUUUUUUUGGGGUCGGAUUGUCUCAGUGAGUCUGCAGACUCAAAUGUCAUGGUUGAACAAACUCAGGAAAUUAACUUCAUACCAACCAUGGAGGGAAAAUCUAACAAGAUUAAAACUGUAAAGUCCAGUUACAGUGGCUACAAAGUGCAUUACACACCUUACCAAAAAGCUUUUAUUUUUGGCUGAGAUUAUGAAAUAUCUUGUGUGAGCGGUGUUGACAUUUUGUCCGUUAGAUGAAAGUUCAUUGAACGUUCAACGAGGAAGCGUACGGGGAGAAGUUUUGGCUCCGUAGUGAAAGAAACGAAUGGAAAGGUCAGGAGCUCAAAACCAUUGUGGAUCAUGGAAAUCAGACCGUUAGCUUUUGAAAUCAUGGACCAAAGUGUUUAAAAUGUUGGUAUGAUGGCGUUAAGGUCGGGAUUGUGAAAUCGAAGGAAGGCGUAUAAAUACCACGCCAUUACACGGACAUUCCGCGUGUCACAAGUACGCAUUUUAGCAUUUUCGCGUGUCAUUUGUACGCCACGCAAACGUCUGCAGUUAGGUUCAGGCAAGAAAAC
Molecule: messenger RNA, 6496 nt
Organism: Sebastes umbrosus (honeycomb rockfish)
Lineage: Eukaryota; Metazoa; Chordata; Actinopteri; Perciformes; Sebastidae
Product: diacylglycerol kinase zeta-like
Exons: 37
Coding region: 1542-5483 (1313 amino acids)
Biological process (GO): intracellular signal transduction; lipid phosphorylation; regulation of synaptic transmission, glutamatergic
Cellular component (GO): nucleus
Molecular function (GO): ATP-dependent diacylglycerol kinase activity; protein binding
Source: RefSeq, a predicted model, not a curated record